Molecule: messenger RNA, 525 nt
Organism: Saxophila tyrrhenica
Lineage: Eukaryota; Fungi; Ascomycota; Dothideomycetes; Mycosphaerellales; Extremaceae
Gene: RPL20B
Product: 60S ribosomal protein L20B
Exons: 4
Coding region: 1-525 (174 amino acids)
Biological process (GO): translation
Cellular component (GO): cytosolic large ribosomal subunit; ribosome
Molecular function (GO): structural constituent of ribosome
Source: RefSeq, a predicted model, not a curated record
AUGGGUCGCUUGCAGGAAUACCAAGUCAUUGGGCGCCAUCUGCCCUCUGACAGCAACCCUUCACCGAAGCUCUACCGCAUGCGCAUCUUCGCCCCGAACGAUGUCGUCGCAAAGAGCCGCUUCUGGUACUUCUUGGCCAAGCUGCGCAAGAUCAAGAAGGCAAACGGUGAGAUCGUGAGCUUGAACAAGAUCCACGAGAAGCGCCCACAAAAGGUCAAGAACUUCGGUAUCUGGAUCCGCUACGACUCCCGCUCCGGCACGCACAACAUGUACAAGGAGUACCGCGAGAUGUCCCGCUGCGACGCAGUGCAGGCCAUGUACCAGGAUAUGGCGUCGAGGCAUCGUGCUCGGUUCCGGACGAUUCACAUCCUCAAGGUCGUCGAAGUCAAGAAGGUCGACGACAUCCGCCGCCCCUACAUCCGCCAACUCCUCCAGAAAGACCUCAAGUUCCCUCUGCCCCACCGCAACCCACCGAAGUCGAACAAGCAUGUGUUUGCCGCGAAGAGGCCUGCCACGUUCUACUAG